AUACGGUUUAAUGUCUGUCGACGAUCCGUCAACGAACAGCAGGCACGUAGAUACCUCGCCAAGUUCUCUGACCGAUGGCCAGGCAGAACUCUUUACGCCUUUUUCGACAUUAAGCAGUUACCUGGACGAGGUUGCGUACGUGGCCGCUGGUGGUCUCAGACACGGCGACGAUGCGUAUUCGCGUAACAAAUUCAAUCAAUUGGCGAGCGAUAGCCUGCGUAGCAAUCGGCCAGUGCCCGACACCAGAAACGCAAAAUGUUUAACUAAGAAAUAUCGCAGUGAUCUGCCUCAGACAAGUGUCAUCAUCACCUUUCAUAACGAAGCCAGGUCUACUCUUUUGAGAACAGUUGUCAGCGUUUUAAAUAGAAGUCCUGAACAUUUAAUCAAAGAAAUAAUUCUAGUGGAUGAUUUCAGCGAUGACAUUACUGAUGGACAAGAAUUAUCAAAAAUACAAAAAGUGAAGCUUAUUAGAAAUGAACAAAGAGAAGGGCUAAUGAGAUCUAGAGUUCGUGGCUCAGAAAUUGCGACAGCACCCGUGCUUACAUUUUUGGACAGUCAUGUAGAGUGUAACGUGAAUUGGCUUGAACCACUUUUAGAUCGUGUAGCAGAAGACCCGACUAGGGUGGUGUGCCCAAUUAUCGACGUCAUCAAUAUGGAUAACUUCCAGUACAUAGGAGCUUCGUCAGAACUCAGAGGUGGAUUUGAUUGGAAUUUAGUGUUUAAAUGGGAGUAUUUAUCAAAAGAAGUCAGAUUGGAACGUCAAAAAGAUCCAACUUUACCAAUCAGAACACCUAUGAUUGCUGGUGGUUUAUUCGUGAUGAACAAAGAUUAUUUCGUAAAACUUGGAACAUAUGACAAGGAAAUGAACAUUUGGGGUGGUGAAAAUUUAGAAAUAUCGUUUAGGGUGUGGCAAUGUGGUGGUAGCUUAGAAAUCAUCCCUUGUUCGAGAGUGGGGCAUGUGUUCCGAAAGAGACAUCCUUAUACGUUUCCGGGUGGCAGUGGCAAUGUUUUCGCCCACAACACUCGUCGAGCAGCUGAAGUAUGGAUGGACCAGUAUAAACGAUACUAUUACAAUGCCGUGCCAUUAUCUAGAAUCGUCCCAUUUGGAAACAUAGCAGAUCGAUUGGAAUUGAAAAAAAAUCUCGGCUGUAAACCGUUUAAAUGGUAUUUGGAGAACGUUUAUCCGGAACUUAAAUUACCAGCGAAUGUAGACGAGUUCGUGGGUAGUUUUAGACAGGGUUACAUGUGCUUGGAUACAUUAGAAAACCAAGUAGGAAAAACGKCGGGCAUCUUUCCUUGUCACGAUUACGGUGGCAAUCAGGAGUGGACAUUUACAGUUGGUGGAUCGAUUAAACACGACACAAUGUGUUUAUCUCCAACAGAUUAUUCAUCCAUGAGUUUAAUUAUUAUGAAACCCUGUGACUCUACAACCGACGAAUGGAAAUACGACGAAAACACUAAACAGUUAAGGCUUAAAGCCGUUAACCUAUGUUUGGACACGCUUGGAGUACACGACAUGAUAAGUAUAAAUGUGUGCGAUAGUCUAAAUUCAAAUCAGAAAUGGAAAUACUUGGUUGCAGCAGGAAUCGAUGAUAAUAAUGUUUAAAUCCUACAAAAUGGUAAUCAAUAGACAAAAAUACAGAAUAAUAUAAUAAUAUUUGUUUAUUGAUAUCCGAAAUCAAAAACAAAAACUACUUAGAUGAGAAUCCAUAKAUCAACUUUUUAUAUUGUUUUAUUAUAUACAUUACACAGGGAAUACAUCAAAUAAAUACCUAAAAUGAUGUUUAAAAUAUUAUAAUGUAUCUACACAGCACAAUUGCUAUUAUAUAUUGUACUGUGAUACAUUUUAAAACAAACAGCUUUGAGUAGUCUUAUUAACUAUAACUAAGAUUAUUUACUUAUAGCUGUAUAAUAUAAUUAUAUAGGUACAAUUAGCAUACGUAUAUAUGUGUAUAUAGCCGAUAUUUUUAGU
Diuraphis noxia (Russian wheat aphid) is the source of this 1972-nucleotide messenger RNA. RefSeq names its product polypeptide N-acetylgalactosaminyltransferase 2 (gene Pgant2). NCBI's taxonomy places the organism in Eukaryota, Metazoa, Arthropoda, Insecta, Hemiptera, Aphididae. The record is from RefSeq and is a predicted model, not a curated record. Gene Ontology annotation, cellular component: Golgi apparatus. Gene Ontology annotation, molecular function: polypeptide N-acetylgalactosaminyltransferase activity. Gene Ontology annotation, biological process: protein O-linked glycosylation.